CAUACAGUACAGUGAGAUAAACAAGCGCUCACGCACUAUGAAGGAUCUCCCUACAGUGUGCAACCACACCAUCGCUUCUCUUUCCCCCUCCCUCUCUCACUCCCUAUCUCUCUCCUGUAUUGUUUCAUCUCACUCUGCCUUUCGUUCACGCUUAACUCGCCCGCUGCUGCGCUCUGACAGUUGAGGGAGACACCGCCGAGGAGGAAACUCCGGGGCAUGAAGAGUGCAUUUGGUUCCUCAUUCGGCCGCCUUUUCCUCAUGAGCAGCUCGUCAAGUUGGCCUGAGACGCCGCUGAGGAGGAAGAUGAGGAGGAUCCGUGCGUGAGGGAAGAGGAGCAACAGGGUGGCGACAAGCUGGGAAGUGAGCCCUGGUUCUUCAUGCUGAAGCAAGGGGCCCUGACCUCCAGCAGUAGCAUCAUCAUCAUCGUCAUCAACCAUGCGAGAGGAGUUCUCAGCAAGCACAAGAUGACCACAUCCAGCACAAGCUGAACAAGCUUCCCUAACCCCGUCCCACUCAGCCUCUUACAGCCUCCCUCAUUUCCCACAUGACCGCGAGAAGAUGACUAUCACCAGUCGGCAGUCCUUGAAUGUCCUGACGGUCAUCUUCCUGUUGCUGUCCACAGCAGCGCUUUCGGCUCACUACCGGGUGUGCGAGCCCUACUCCGACCAAAAGGGGCGCUAUCACUUCGGCUUCCACUGCCCCCGGCUGUCGGACAACAAGACCUACAUGUUCUGCUGCCACCACAACAACACGGCCUUCAAGUACUGCUGCAACGACACAGAGUUCCAGCUGGUCAUGCAGAUCAACCUCACUACCACCGCUGAUGGCUAUUCACACAAUAACUACACGGCACUGGUGGGAGUUUGGAUCUACGGCUUCUUCGUUAUGGUGCUCCUGGCUCUGGACUUCCUCUACUACUCGGCCAUCAAUUACGAGCUGUGCCGGGUGUACCUGGAGAAAUGGGGCCUGGGGGGGCGCUGGCUGAAGAAGGCCCGCAGUCAGUGGCAGCGGUCCAUGGCGGAGGAGAGCCAAGCCCAGGCUCAGCCCACGGUGCCCGCCCUCUACCAGCCCAGACACAGCCUCCGAGGGGAAAGCCACAGCCCCACGUUGUUGCCCUACAACACAUCCAGCGCAUGAGCAAUACGGUCGGCAGAAGAGUAGCACUCCAUUUCCUGGAGGUGGCCUAGAGGAGAUGCCUCCUAUAGACACUCUGGAUCCACACUUACAUAGGAAGCCAUCCAGGACAUCUUUGGCAGGGACCCCCUCUUCCCCCCUCUGAUGAGCACAAGGCAGCCGUCGACUGACAGCGGUGGCAUUUAACAAGCCAGCUGAGCAACCAGGACCGGUAGAGUAGUGCUGCCAGUGCCACAGCCGUGCUCAGCGGCAAGUGAGUGAGUGACACUCUAAUGGCUGUCAGAAAGCGGAACGGGAUGAAGUGGUCAGAUGUGAUGUUUUUUAAUAUGAAAUGUUUAUUAGACUGCUGUGUCGGUUUGUGUUGCGUAGCAGUUAGACACGGUUCUCUAUUUUAUUUAUGUGAUAGUCACACAACAACAACAAGUGGUGAACCUCUAGGAACGUGAUUUGUUAGGUCGAUGCUGAGCAUCUCACGUAGACUACAAUGUGUUUUGUUUGCGGCGGCGGCAAUGUUGGCGAUGAUAUAUCGUACAGCGAAGUGUUUUAACGAGUGCUUUAUAUCGUAACGUGUCUGACGGGGACUCGCGCCACUUUUCCUGCUGUAGCUGAAAAAAAUAUAAUGGAUUUUUCACGUGUUAUCUGUGUUUCUUCUGGUUUUAAAGCAGGGUGUGGGGAACCUACCGUGAGAGCAGUUGAUCAAAAAAAAAACAAAUAAAACCUCGGAACUUGUAUUUAAAAAGAAAAAAAAAAAAGCCCUCACAUGUUCAUAAUGAAUGAUGAUAGUAAAUAUUAGUUCCAUCACAUUCCUUCUCCAUAUUUUUGAGAAAAAGUUAUUUCAAACAAAUCAUUAGUGAGGAUGAGGGUCUCCAAAGCGUCAGCGGAAGCAACCCAGUUGAGUCAAGUUGCCAUGGUAACCUCCAUCAACGACAGCUCCUUAAGCAAUACAAUGCACAUCAAACAAGGAGUUUAAUAAUCCCCAUUAGUCAAAUUUCAACAUAAAAACUUAUUUGUCAGCAAUAAUGUACAGUGACGUGAAGGUUGACAUGGUGUCACGGUGCACCGGGUAUUCGGUGAAGUGCAACACACACACAAACCCCUUUGCUAGAUUUGUAGUCAUACUGCCUGUACUCCAAAUUACAAUUUAGUAGGAUUUUGUACAAAAACCACUGCAAUUAGUUUCUGAUUUAUUUGUCAGCUGUUUUUUUUUUUUUUUUUUUACUAAUGAGAGUUGUAACAAAAAUCGGUCACAUUGCUAAAUGCAUUCAAAUUAGAAGGAAAUAUUAUGUAAAGAUUAGUUUUUUUUUUUUUUUUUUUUUAGAGCAGUAUGUCCAUGAUAAUAUAAUGAUAAUAAUACAUUUUCUUCAUAGACACCUUUCUAAACAGUCAAGGUCACCAUACAAAAUUAAUAAAACAUUAAAAAACAAUUAAAUAUCGAUCAACAAUAUUCAAAAUCCAGUCGUAAUUUAAGUGUUUGUACAAUUUCACACUAAAUUAUUCCUUUUCAACUAUGAAGAUAAAAAUGGAUGAUUGGCUAUCAUAUUAGUAUAAGUACAUGGUACGAUAUUAUUUGGUCUUUGAGAUGAUGCAGCCAUCCAUCACAAUCUCUGUGAAAAUGUACGAGGCCUUGACGAGAACAAAAAAACAUCUAUGUCUAAAUUUUGUGUUGUCAUUUAACGGAUAAAACUAAAACACUCAAAGUGUGAUUAGUUUUACAGGUUCUUUGAAUUAAACCUAAUAUAUAUAUAUAUAUAUAUAUAUAUAUAUUCAGUUUUUUGGGACAAGAAUAAAAAAUUUGCAAAAUAUGCUUUUUCUUUUGUUGAGAUGAAAAUUACCUUGCAAAAAUUAGAUUACUUGUUUAUUCUCGAUAAAAAUUUAAAACAAAAGUUUUUAUUAUUUUUGCUUUUUUUCGUACAGAAUAAAAAUGUGUAAAAUCUGAUAAUAAUUGCUGUUUUUCGGAUCAGAAAUGAAAAAAUGUAAACUGAUCAUUUUAACUAAACUGAUCAAUAAAAAAAAAGCAAACAGAUUAUUUUUGCUGUAUUUCAGAUGAUAAUCAGAUAUUUUUAUUUGUUUUGGUUUUCCGAUAAAAAUAACAUUUUAGUGCGGAAUCUAAAGCGAAAGAGGCCAAGCCGCAAUUAAUGUACGUGCUAAAGACUAAACAGAACAUCGUUAGCCUAAUACUGUAACAUAGUUGUCUCAGUCAUAUUUGAAUGUUUUUGAAAAACAAGAAAAACGAAAGAAACACAACAAACAAAAAGAGUCCAGUUACCUCAAUUCAACUUUUGCGCAUUACCACGACUUUGAGAAUCAACACAGACGUACAGAAAAAAAUUUUUUUAGCAAGCAUAUUUCUUAUUGAUAUGUUGACAGUUAAAAAUGACUUGGGCAAUUAUUCUUUUAGGGUAAUGACAUUGCGUCUCGACUUGUACACAACAAUAAUGAUACAUCGACAAUCCUCCACAGUUACUUAAGUAGGUCAUGCUGUGUCACCAUGGCAACAACAGAGAUGCUGUUAUACUGAUGACAUUAAGGACAUCGUUUUUAAAACUUAAAUAACUCAACGCGGCCGCUUUCAGUUCCUAUCACAGCCUUCCUGGAGUUAUCUGCAAUAAUAUCAGCGUUUGCUGGGACGUUAGCGGAGGGUUCAUUCCCAUCGGAGAGGCUAACGUAUAAUUGGCUGCCCGGCGUGUGCUUUCAGGGCCGCACAAACAUAUUUUAACACACGGGAGAUAUAAUUGGCCAGCGGAUCAGCGGUGCUUUUAAUUCACGCUCCCUUGCUCCUCUGCCUGUGCAGCUGUCGCCCUUUUCCCCGCGUCGUCCUCACACACAGCAGCCCAAUUGGGGAAACGUAUUUGCCACGGAUUUAAUUAGUCGCCAGUGCUGGAGAAGAUUCUGGAAUAAGGUGAAAUAAUUAUGUUCUCCCUGGCAUAUGACAUACAGUAUAUCAUCCCUUCCCAUUUUGUUGUUUUCGUGGCCCUGACGUGACGCUGCCUCCAAACAAAACAAAGGGUGGACAGACAGGAGCGCACGUUUGCUCUACGGGUUGUCAUGGUAACCGUUGCCUUACAGUCAAAUACCCACCUGAACACACAAGCGUCAUACUGGUCAGAUAGCGCACUUUUCCAAGUGUGGUGGUGGUGAUAAGUGUACUAUGUUCUGUCCAGAGUGUUUACGACUAGAUAGAAUGUCGUGUGCCGUUCUCAGUUGAUUGCACUUGUUGACUUUGUAUCAUCACAACAGGGAGAAAUAAAGUUUUAUCUUUUA
Molecule: messenger RNA, 4395 nt
Organism: Phycodurus eques (leafy seadragon)
Lineage: Eukaryota; Metazoa; Chordata; Actinopteri; Syngnathiformes; Syngnathidae
Gene: shisal1b
Product: shisa like 1b
Exons: 5
Coding region: 559-1137 (192 amino acids)
Source: RefSeq, a predicted model, not a curated record